Molecule: messenger RNA, 732 nt
Organism: Peronospora belbahrii
Lineage: Eukaryota; Oomycota; Peronosporomycetes; Peronosporales; Peronosporaceae
Source: the annotation of a GenBank genome assembly
AUGGACCCAUUUGGAGAUAACAAUGCUGUAAAAAACAAUGUACCUCAGGAGAUUAUGGCUUUUGCACCACCUGCAGAAAUUAGUGGAGACUUUUAUGAAGUAGAGCCCACGGAAGAUGCAUUGACGAAUGAUGCCUAUGGGGAAGACUAUCAACACACGAACGAGAGUUAUCGGCCCACGGAUUUUGAACCUCGACAGUCCAUGGAUUUUGGAUCUCAGCAGCCCAUGGAUUUUGGGUCUCAGCAGCCUAUCGGAAUGCAUGCAGGGUUUCAGACAGAAAUGGAGACCCCUGCUUCAAUUCCGCUCGUGGAAGAUGAAAAUGAGCUCACGAAGUUUAUGCGUGAGUACGAGAAGCAAAUUGCACUGAAGGCUCAGGAGCAGGAAAAGGUGGCAGAAGAGUGUAAGGCCAAAGCCGAAGAAGACAUGGCGCAGUUUUUGGCUGAACGCCAGCGCAUUAAGGAGUCCAAGAUGCAGUCGAACCGUGUGUUUGAGCAGGCUGCCAUGGAAAAGAUGGUGGCAGAUUUGCAAAAUGAGAACCCAUGGGAGCGUGUAGUGACACUUGUGGAUCUAGAAACGAACCGCAAGAAGAAGCUUGAGGCACUUCAUAAGAAGGAAUCGGAAGAGCACGAGCCGAAACCCGUUGCUGUGCCUGCUAAGAAGACUCCCGAAGAUGAGGAGGAUGUCUCUCGAAUGAGACAGCUGUUUGUGCAGCUUGAAGACUACACCACUUGA